Microthlaspi erraticum is the source of this 1500-nucleotide messenger RNA. The record is from the annotation of a GenBank genome assembly. NCBI's taxonomy places the organism in Eukaryota, Viridiplantae, Streptophyta, Magnoliopsida, Brassicales, Brassicaceae.
AUGUUCUACAUCAUCCUUAUCCCUCUUUUAGUCAUUCUUUUAACUUACCUAUUCCUAAACUCCAAAAAGCACCGUUUCAACCUUCCUCCGGGACCACCGUCACGUCCCAUCGUCGGCCAUCUCCACCUCAUGAAACCACCGAUCCACCGCCUCCUCCAAAGCUACUCCGACAAAUACGGCCCAAUCUUCUCCCUCCGUUUCGGCUCCCGCCGCGUCGUGGUGAUAACAUCCUCUUCACUCGUGCAAGAAUCAUUCACCGGCCAAAACGACAUCGUUCUCUCUAGCCGGCCGCUCCAGCUCACCGCCAAAUACGUCGCCUACAACCACACCACCAUGGGAACCGCUCCUUACGGCGACCACUGGCGCAACCUCCGCCGCAUUUGCUCCAACGAAAUCCUCUCCUCCAACCGUCUCACCAACUUCCUCCACAUCCGCAAAGACGAGAUCUUGCGUAUGCUCACAAGACUCUCGCGCGAAACCCACUCCGACGACGGAGACCGAUUCACUCACGUCGAGCUGGAGCCACUUCUCUCCGACCUUACCUUCAACAACAUAGUAAGAAUGGUCACGGGGAAGAGAUACUACGGAGACGAUGUCAACAACAAGGAAGAAGCAGAGCUUUUCAAGAAGCUCGUUUACGACAUCGCCACCAACAGCGGCGCGAAUCAUUCCGGAGAUUACUUGCCGGUGCUGAAACUGUUCGGAAACAGGUACGAGAAGCGUGUCAAAGCUAUCGGCAAAUCCGUCGACGAUAUUUUGCAGCGUCUCCUCGAUGAGUGUAGGAGAGAUAAAGAAGGUAACACAAUGGUCAAUCACUUGCUCUCUCUUCAACAACAAGAGCCUGAGUAUUACACUGACAUUAUCAUCAAAGGCCUAAUGAUGGCGAUGAUGCUCGCCGGGACGGAGACCUCCGCCGUGACACUAGAAUGGGCGAUGACGAAUUUGUUGAAGUAUCCAGAAGUGUUGGAGAAGGCGAGAUCGGAGAUCGACGAGAAGAUCGGGAAGGAUCGUCUGAUCGACGAGCCGGACAUUGUCGACCUUCCUUACCUCCAGAGCGUCGUCAACGAGACAUUCCGGCUGUUUCCGGUAGCGCCGCUACUAAUCCCUCGCACGCCGACGGAGGACAUGAAGAUCGGCGGCUACGACGUGCCGCGCGACACGAUAGUGCUGGUUAACGCUUGGGCUAUACAGAGAGACCCAAAGCUCUGGGAGGAUCCAGAGAGGUUUAAUCCGGAUCGGUUUAGUAACGGAUACGGUAGUGAGCAUUACCUUCACAAGCUUAUCCCGUUCGGAAACGGCCGGAGAAUUUGUCCCGGCGCCGGAUUGGGGAGGAGGAUUGUGACAUUGGCGCUGGGAUCGUUGAUUCAAUGCUUCGAUUGGGAGAAUGUGAAAGGGGAAGAGAUUGAUAUGGCGGAGAGUGCUGGGUUGGGUAUGCGUAAGACGGACCCUUUACGGGCCAUGUGCAGGCCCAGGCCCAUUAUGGCUAAGCUUCUCAUUUAG